AUGAACGAUGAUGUCGGAUCUAUAUCAUUGCUUCAACAUUACGAGCUUUUGAUGUGUGGAUUGAUCAAUCAUCUCAGUGCAACUGCUGCAAUUUCCCUAUCGGUUUCCGAGCGCAAAAAGCUAUGGCAACAAUUGAGGAUUCUUUCUCAUGAUUUGAUCGCAGUCACUUCAGCGCCAAAAGUCGGUUUGAGCCCAUACAUCCGUUGUAACGUAGCAAUUCCGACGUUGCGACGGUUACAGCAUCACUUGUUGAACAUUUUAAUUUCUGAAGACGAUCCUCGUCCCGCUCCUCUUGACUCGGAAACUUUGGCUAGGUGUGCACUAUCAACUUUAAUAUCAAGCACCGAUGGCUUGGAUCCAAGUGUUAUUGCACCAAUGCUGACCGACAGACACGUAUUCAGCUUGAAAAACACCUGCGUCGUGCCUCCAGAUAGCAGAAUUGGCACCGAAAUUUCGCAGUUAUUUACGUUUCAAUCAAUCGAUUGGUCUUUAUUAUCAAUAGAUGAUAGUAGCUGGAAUGAUCACAUCGUCGGUACUCAAACGAGGUCAGCGGAGAUCGUAUGGACGGAUAUGGCUGCAUUGCUGGCGAAACAGCAGAGCAACCAAGUGACAGAAAAGCUUACAGUUCCUCCGGAAGACAAGGCUCAAAUAAAGCACUACGUGAUUCGCACUUUGGGUAUGGGGACACUCUCAUCAGUGGUUCGCACCAUGUUUUUCGCAAGGAACGAGGAGCAAUUCGACCCAGACGAAAAACGGACAGCGUCUACUUAUGUGAUGCUAGGGAGAACGGUAACGAAGACACAAUCCAUCGCAAUGGAAAAGCCUUACAGGACAACACCAUCACGAGCGUACAUGGCGUUGAUGUUUUGCUUGUACCUCUCAGUUGAACAAGGCGAGGAAUGCAUGCAAUUACUGUCGAACCUUCUUCCAGUGUAUUUGGAGCUGAUUGAUUCGCCCGACAAUGUUUUCUGCUGUCUCGGGGUCAGUGCGCUCCUUGCGUUGCUGAACGUGACGGGGAAAAGUAAAUAUUGGCUGGAAUACGAAGGGCAUUGUAUUGUAGCAUUAAAUUCUGCCUUUACGACGCAUCGCAACGGAUUCUGGCCAGAAACGAAAGCAAAUAACCCGUCAAUGGCUGCUACAGUUGCAACAGUUAGCGCUUGGGAUGCUAUUGAGCUCGGGCGCCUCGGCCUUUCUGCUUUGCUCCCCCUCCUUGUUUCCGAGACUGCCGACAAGAAAAUCUUUGCUUCUCUCUUUGUAGCAUUGAUCAAUCUAAUGGCUGGAGCCUAUCCCAUGAUGGCCCAUCACAGGGGCAAAAUCAUGAUCCAUCUCCUUGCGGCAACAGCGAAAUUAAAGAUGGCUGAUGAUUCUGAUGGUUGUUGCGUACUCGCCUUGGGCCGCCAUACUGCAGGCUUAGUUCAUGUGAUUGUUUCUUCUGGAGGAAACAAAGAUGCUGAAAUAUUGCUCGAUACUAUUGAACGGGAGAGUGAUAGGUACCAAAUCGCCCUUAUCGAAGUUGGAAAAGAGAUUCGGGAGUAUGCUGCAGAGAUAUCAAAUAGACUCAUGAAAGAGGGGUCCACUUUUGAAGCCACACUAUUGUUUUUACAACAAAAUAGCGAGUUCUGUUAA
Molecule: messenger RNA, 1626 nt
Organism: Cylindrotheca closterium
Lineage: Eukaryota; Bacillariophyta; Bacillariophyceae; Bacillariales; Bacillariaceae
Source: the annotation of a GenBank genome assembly